UGGACGACCUCCUCCUCAGCCAAACGUUCUGCUUCCCUACGUCUCGUUCUUUGGCCAUGGAUGAAAAGGUUCAUUACUUAUCGGGGCCUUCUAACUCUGCCCCAAGAAGAACUAUUAGGGAAGGAGAGAAAUCAGCUGGUGAAUUCAUCGCCCUUCCCGAGAUGCUCUCGGUCCUCGGCAUAAUGUCCUGCCUUCCUUCAGAUCCUUAUCAGAGGCAAAUGAGUUAUUCACCGUCAUGAGAGAAGCGCGCUAUCAAAUCACGUUCUAAUCUUCUUUCUUUAUGCUUGCAACAGAGGCGAAGGAGUCAUGUACAUACUAUCAUGACAGAAGCGCGGCAUGUACUCCACGUUCAAGCGUCCUUCCUUAUGCACCUCUUGUGACCUUGCUGCCCAUACCGGACCUCGGCCCGGCCGCACUUCUUCCGAACGCCUGCCCCGCAUCUGUAUGUCCUGGAUUCGGAUCUUUGUCGGAUCACAACAUGAAUACGCCCAGGCUUUCAAGUUAUAUGAAGAGCACGCAGCUCAACACCCAUCCAUCACCGCGCAAUCCUCCCUGAACAGCAAGACUAACUCAUGCCGCAAGUUGUACUCCCCAAUCAGUCGAACUAUAAAGGCGAAAAGCCGGUUGGAGCUGAUAGGCCCAGCCCGCAACUUGCACUUGGCAAGGAAGAUGAGCCACAGUGGCUUAAGGACUUCCAACGUGAUGGGUACGCCGUCGUCAAGGAUGUCGUCUCCCGCGAGAAAGCGCUGAACUACUAUGCGCCCGCCGGCGAAGACUGGCUCGAAGGUUUCAAGUUGGGUUACAAUAGGGACGAUCCGUCUACAUGGGAUGUCAAGAACCUGCCAAGGCACAUCUUCGGCGGCCUGUACGGGCAGUACAGUUUCUCGCACGCCCAGUUCGUCUGGGACGCGAAGACGGAGCCGAAGAUUGUCGAGCUGUUCGAAAGUUUAUGGGGGACGAAGGAGCUUACAGUGUCUUUUGAUGGCGGAAGCCUCGCUGUUCCUCUCCCGUUCGAUCAGGUGCAGAUGAAUGCGGAACCUUGGCCGCACUCAGACCAAAGUGCUUAUCGCCCACAGCGUCAUUGUGUCCAAGGCCUACCGAACAUCCUCCCUAAUGGACCCGAUGACGGCGGUCUGACAGUACUCAAAGGCAGCGCAAACCUCUUCGAGCAAUAUUUCAAAGAAAAGAUGCACCUCGAGCCACCGGAGAAAUGGUCUACUCGGGACGGCUUCGCGUGGACAGAAGAGACGCUCAAAUGGUUCUAUGAUCGAGGAUGUGAAUGGGUCAAGCCGGUCAUGGAACCCGGACACUUUGUUAUUUGGGAUAGCAGGCAAGUGCAUUAUGGUGCCUUCCCGAGGAAACAGAACAAGCGGUUUGCUAUCUACAUAUGCUACAAGCCGAUGGCUUUCCUUACUGAAGAGCAGAAGGCGCGCAAGAUCGAAGCCUUCAACCGAGGUUACGUUACGACACACGAUCCUUGCGAUUUCAUCGUCAAAAGCUAUCAGGACGCCGAGUUGAACAUCAAUUUCCCCUAUGGAAAGCCGGUGGUAAAUGAACAGGGUCAGAAGGCGAUUGGAUUGAUUCUUUACUGAAUAUCUUCUUCGAAAGAGGAGGGGAGAGGGAUAGUGAGGCGUGUACUAGCAGAACUCCAAUUGUAUUUCAUUU
This is a messenger RNA of Dacryopinax primogenitus, 1665 nucleotides long. RefSeq lists its product as uncharacterized. The record is from RefSeq and is a predicted model, not a curated record. The transcript is spliced from 6 exons. NCBI's taxonomy places the organism in Eukaryota, Fungi, Basidiomycota, Dacrymycetes, Dacrymycetales, Dacrymycetaceae. Bases 573 to 1592 code for a protein of 339 amino acids.